UCGCGCGGCGCGGGCAGGCGGCAGUAAUGGCGGCGGCGGCGGCGGCGGGAGGAGGAGCAGGAGGAGCAGCAGGAACAGGAGCAGCAGGAACAGGAACAGCGGGAGCCGUGGCGGCCCCGCCGCGGGGCAUCCGCGCAUGGCUGCGGAGCGCGUUCCGCUUCGCCACCGACCGCAACGACUUCCGCAGGAACCUGCUGGUGAACCUGGGGCUGUUCGCCGCCGGGGUCUGGGUCGCCCGGAACCUGACGGACAUCGACCUGAUGGCCCCACAGCCCGUCCCAUAGCAGCGGAAGGAGCCGGAGCUGCCGGGAGCAGAGCUCGCCCUCCCGCCAGGACCGGAGCCGUGGGGCUGCUCUGAUCCCGCCUGUCCGGCCUGGAGCAGUGACAAGGACAGAAGGUUGAAUGCUGAGAGGGAGAAUCGGUUUCCCACUUGUUCCUUCGGGAAUUGUUUCCUCGAGGACGUGCACAGAAUUUCCUCCUGUACCCCCCGCCCCCAGAUGUUUAUUAAAGUUUAUGGAAUAACAACAGGA
Corvus hawaiiensis (hawaiian crow) is the source of this 530-nucleotide messenger RNA. It is a transcript of the gene TOMM6, whose product is annotated as translocase of outer mitochondrial membrane 6. Lineage: Eukaryota; Metazoa; Chordata; Aves; Passeriformes; Corvidae. The record is from RefSeq and is a predicted model, not a curated record. Gene Ontology annotation, cellular component: mitochondrial outer membrane translocase complex. The transcript has 3 exons. Bases 27 to 284 code for a protein of 85 amino acids.